Molecule: messenger RNA, 828 nt
Organism: Schistocerca americana (American grasshopper)
Lineage: Eukaryota; Metazoa; Arthropoda; Insecta; Orthoptera; Acrididae
Product: putative gustatory receptor 2a
Exons: 1
Coding region: 1-828 (275 amino acids)
Biological process (GO): sensory perception of taste
Cellular component (GO): axon; dendrite; membrane
Source: RefSeq, a predicted model, not a curated record
AUGUGUGUUUCACAAGGAGCGGCAGAGAGAGAAAAUGCCGGGAAUACUGUUAACUGCGUUUCUGUAUUUGUGGUGGUAGCAGAAAGUGCUUUGUCUCUCAAUUACGCUCGGCGUGAAGUUGACGGCAGUCGUAUCCUUUUCUGGAUCCUGUACACGGUAUACAGACUUGUGGACAAUCUAUUAGUGCUGCAGUUGACCCUGCUCGUUCUCGAACUGCGCGUGAGGUUCCACGAUAUCAACGAUGUUAUCGUCACGACAACUGCUCUUCAUAGCGACAAGCGCUUGUCGCGCAUCCUACUGGACUGUAGCCGAACAACAGAGGAGUUCCGCCAACCAGCAGUAAACCAGCUGCACCACGCACACGCCGUUCUCCAUCGCGCAGCAGAGCUCCUACAGCGGCACUUCGGCUUCACUGCGGCUCUGCAAAUAAUAACAGCUUACUCUAGUCUCCUGUACGGCUCCUACGAGAUCCUGAUGCUUUGGGUUGGUUCAGACAAGAGCCACGGCAUCGUGCUGAGCAGCUCCAUCCUGUACUCCGUGGUGUGGGUGGCUUCGCAUCUGCUAGGCGCCGUCGCCGUGGUGCUCUCCUGUUCGGCGACAGCAGAUGAAGCGGAGCGCACUCGAGUUCUGGUGGUUAGGGCUGACACGCUGAGACAACGUCAGCCAGUCUGGACGAAUAUGGGGGCUCUGCUGCGGCAAGUGAUGGCUACUCAGCCUCUAAGUUUCAAGGCUGCCGGCUUCUUGACGAUCGACCGCAGACUGCUGAUGUCCAGUCUCUGCGCUACCAUUACGUACUUGGUAAUACUGAGUCAGAUCUCUCUUGAUUAA